Messenger RNA from Sardina pilchardus (European sardine), 4993 nucleotides. It is a transcript of the gene epsti1, whose product is annotated as epithelial stromal interaction 1. Lineage: Eukaryota; Metazoa; Chordata; Actinopteri; Clupeiformes; Clupeidae. The transcript is spliced from 10 exons. Gene Ontology annotation, molecular function: ubiquitin binding. The coding region runs from base 59 to 991 and encodes 310 amino acids. The record is from RefSeq and is a predicted model, not a curated record.
GUUGCCACUGCUUCCGAGAGUGAUCCAUAGCCUACUCUCCCUUGACUCAGCAGGCAUCAUGGAUCAAAACCAUGACACUGGUGGACGAUUUCAAAACAGAGGUUUCCAGAGUCAAAAUGAAACACUCGGAAACUCUGGAAACCUUACAUCACCUCGAGACGCUACACCGUGUGCAGGGGGAUUUGCCAUGGUUCCACCAAACGAAUCAAAACGAGAUAAACUGCUGAGGAUGAGACAGAAAGAAGAAGAAGACUGGAGGAGAUUUAAAGAGGAGAAUAAACAUGGCCCAGUACAAAUUCACCCAGAAAGGCUUGGUGGUUCUACAGCAAUGGCCGAUGUUAGGCAGAAGCAGCAGAUGGAGUUACAUCAAGCAAGACCCCAGAAGAAGCUUAGGAAGGAGGAGUUGGAAAGGAAACGGAGACAAGCUGAAGAAGAAGAUAUUCAAAGAAAGAAGACCAUACAACGUGAGAAGGCUGUUAAACUUGAGAUGAAGAGACAGCGAGAGGAUCAAGAGAGAAAAGAGACGUAUCGUCAUGACCACCUGAUGAGGCAAGAACAGCUUCUUCAAAGGGUUGAGCAGACCAGGUUACCCUCUGUGAAAGCAGGAAGAUCCAUGCCAGCAUUAUCUGGGAAUGUCAUGCCAGUGGAAAUGAUCAAAGGAGAUGAAGAAAGGGAGCAGGAGCUGAAGAUGGAGCACAGACGUACAAACCUGGCUUUCCUGGACCGACUACAGGCUGGUGCCACUAACACAGAUCAGGCAUUUGGAACACAGUAUGGAGGUUGUCAGUUGAAGCAAGAGCCACAAGAGGAUGCUGUGUUAUCUCCAGAACAUAUCCACACCAACAUUAAAGAGGAGUCUGAUGCUGACUUGGAAUGGGUGGUGAUGAAGCUUUUAAGCUAUUUCCCUCACUGUGAGAAAGCCUUUGUGGAGGAUAUUGUCAGUCAGUGCAACAGUGACUUCCAGCAAGCCUAUAAUCUUUUGAGUGAAUGACAGAAUUUCAGGAUGACAUAAAUUAUGUGUUCUCUUUAGACGUCUUGCUUUUCAAGUUCCAAGACUCCAAGAAAAUAUUAACUGACUAUUUAAGUCGAUAGAUAGAUAGAUAGGUAGAGAGAGACAGAUAGAUAGAUAGAUAGAUAGAUACAGUGCCCUCCAUAAUUAUUGGCACCCCUGGUUAAGAUGUAUUCUUUAGCUUCUAAUAAAUUCAUUUUUUUUCCAAAUAAUAUAGGACCACAAUUUAAAAAAGCGUAAAAUCCAACCUUUAAUACAAGUGCAUUUAUUUAGAAGGAAAAAAAUCCCACAUUAAGAAGUAAUUAUUUUACAUCAAAUCAUGUGUGCCACAAUUAUUGGCACCCCUGAUGUUAAUGCUUUGUACAACCCCCUUUUGCUAAUAAAACAGCACCUAAUCUUGUCUUAUAAUGUUUCACAAGAUUAGAGAAAACAGGAAGAGGGAUCUUCGACCAUUCCUCUUUGCACAAAAUCUCCAAAUCAUCCAAUGACCUGGGUUCUCUCCUCUGCACUCUCCUCUUCAGCUCACCCCACAGGUUUUCAAUGGGGUUGAGGUCUGGGAACUGAGAUGGCCAUGGUAGGAGCUUGAUAUGGUGUCUGGUGAACCAUUUCUGUGUAGACUUGGUCAUAUGUUUAGAGUCAUUAUCUUGCUGAAAGACCCAGUGACGACCCAUCUUCAACUUUCGGGCAGAGGCCACCAGAUUCUGAUUUAAAAUGUCCUGGUAUUUCAAAGCAUUCAUGAUGCCAUGCACCCUAACAAGGUUGCCAGGCCCUUUGGAAGAGAAACAGGCCCACAGCAUCACCGAUCCUCCCCCAUACUUCACAGUGGGCAUGAGGUGCUGUUCUGCAUACUCAUCUUUUUGUUACGCCAGACCCACUUAGAGUGUUUGUUGCCAAAAAGCUCUAACUUUGUCUCAUCUGACCAAAGCACACGGUCCCAGUUGAAGGCCCAGUACCGCUCCAGACAUUUGUGCUUAUGAUUUUGAGUGAGAGGUUUUUUUCCGUGCAUGCCUCCCAAACAACUUGAUGGCAUGUAGAUAGCACCUGCUGGUUGUUUUGGAGACUUUGUGAUCCCAAGAUGCAACCAUUUGAUGCAAUUCUGUAACAGUGAGUUUUGGAGAUUUUUUUAUUUCUCUUACCAUCCUCACUAUGCAUGUGGCAGGGUAGGUAGGUAGGGUAUGGGCAGGUGUGCGAGUGGCUAUUUUCUUGUAGCCAUUGCCUUACUUGAGAAGGUCGACACACAUCUGCCUUACUUGAACAGUGUGUUCCUUUGUCUUUCCCAUGUUAAAGAGAAAUGACCUCUGUGUCACGUCAUAUUUAUAGCCCAGGGAAACAGGAUGUUAAGAAUUACUAAUUAAAUGUUCCUACAUACUCUGAUUGACUUUGUAAACUACUGUAGAAAUGACAGAAAUUACAGAAAUACUUUAAUUACAUUUAUUUCCUAGGAAUUGUUAGGGGUGCCAAAAAUUGUGGAGCAAGUGAUUUUAUGAAGAAUAAUUAUUUCUCAGUCAGGGAUUUUUUUCCCCACCUUAAAAUUCACUUGAGUUGAAGGUUACAUUUUUCUACAAUUUUCAGUGUGAGAGUAUGCUUCUACAAUAAAAAUUGUAUUUAUUUUAAGGCUUUUAACGCAUCUUAACCAGGGGUGCCAAUAAUUGUGGAGGGCGCUGUAGAUAGAUAGAUGGAUAGAUGGAUAGAUGGAUGGAUGGAUAGAUAGAUAGAUAGAUAGAUAGAUAGAUAGAUAGAUAGAUGGAUGGAUGGAUGGAUGGAUGGAUGGAUGGAUGGAUGGAUGGAUGGAUGGAUGGAUGGAUGGAUGGAUGGAUGGAUAGAUGGAUAGAUAGAUAGAUAGAUAGAUAGAUAGAUAGAUAGAUAGAUAGAUAGAUAUUGGAUAUAUCAUUGUGUCCUUUAUGAUAAGGUGGGGUGGUCAUCUUUGACAGAGAGCAGACAAAAUCAUUGGUAUCUGUUUAUUUACAAGGGUAUUGUUGGGAAAUUACCAGGUUAUAUUUCAGACAUGCUUAUGUGGAAUUCUGGUCCCUAUUAGACUAGAUCAAAUGACUCUUUGAUGCUCAAGGUUCCUCGUAUCCAUUCUGAGUUGGGAAAGUCGGCCUUUUGUUAUGGUGCCCCUACAUCCUGGAAUAAUCUUCAGUGUAAUAUAAAAAUUAACUCUAUACUUUCCGAUCAAUUCAGAUCUGUAAUCACAAACCUUCCUAUGUCAAUUUGUACCUGUUUUAAGUAAAUGUCUUUAUUAUUAUUAGGCUAUUAUUAUUAUUGUUGUUGUUGUUAUUAUUUUAUUCAUAUUUUAUGUAUUUUUCCCCUCCUCUAUAAUAUAAGGUUAUCUUAUUAUUAUCUUAUUUUAACAUCUCUUGUUCCUUCAUUGUUUCCGUAAUAUCUGUAAUUGUUUCGUUGGAAAUGAACCCUCAAUGACUCUCCGAGAAUAAAUGAAGGUUGAAUAAAUGAAUGAAAAAUAUACAGUAUGAUAGUGUAUGUCACUUGUGGUCAUACAUUACAAGUAUUGAGAGAAAGUUUUGUACGAAGGCAGAUUUGUGUCUUUUUCAAUCAUAAAGAGUGUGCUUCAAUCAAAAAAUAUAUAUUCAAUCAAAAAAACAUACACCUUUGUCAAAGAAAACACAUUCAAUCAAAGAAAAAAAGUGUUUGAAUGCAAAAAAAAUUGAGACUCAAAAAAUGCCUUUGAACACCAUUUUUGCUUUGAUUGAAAAUGUUUUUUGUGAUAGAAGUGAAAGUUUUUUUGUUUAAAGCAGCUUUUUUGAUUGAAGUAAUGUUUUUUUGUGUUUGGGCCAUAAUAUGGGUAGGACACAUUUGUGUCUUUAUUAUUCAAUAAAAAAAGAUGUUGCUUCAAAGAAAAAAACAAAACAAAAAAAAUUCAAUAUAAAAACCCCAACUUCAAUAGAACUAAAAAACAAAAACUAUUUCAGUCAUUGAAAAAUGUUCUUGCAUGCCAAAACUAUUUGAGACCCAAGGAAUUGAAUUUGAACCCUUUUUUUCUUUGAUUGAAAAUGUUUUCAAUCAAAGUUUUGAAUUUUUUGAAUUUUGAUUGAAUUGGCAGACAUAUUUGACUGACAAGGGUCUACACCAAACACGUCUUUCUGACCAACAACGCUGACUAUUGUUAACAAACUUUAUGUAAUCUAAAUAUCUAACAGAAUAUGCUUAUUACAAGAUAACAAUCAUUUGAAUACUGCUUCAUGUACUUACCAACAACUCCACCACAGCUCUCUUUAGCCUAGUCCCUGGCUUGCCGGCAACCAUAAAUUCUCUGCCAGGACUUGUUGUUCAGAAAGACAUGAUUGGUGUAGACCCUUAAUUGUCAGUCAAAUAUGUCUGCCAAUGGGAAAGCAUCCGCCCUCUGCGGGACGUUUGUGUCAAAAUGAUUCAAUCAAAAGAAAAAACACUUCCAAACUUUUAUUUAGACUUGUUUUUUCUUUGGAAACAACCUUUUUUGACUUUGAAUAGUAAAGACACAAAUGUCCUACCCAAGACAAAAAAGAUUGCUUUGGUCAAAGGAAAUAUUUUCAAUUAAAGAAAUUAACUUCAAACAAAGAAAACAUUUUCAAUGGAAGAAAAAAAGGGUCCAAAUGCAAUUCUUGGGGUCUCAAAUAGUUUUGGCAUUCAUAAACUUUUUUCAAUAACUGAAAUAGUUUUUUUGUUCUAUUGAAGUUGGGGUUUUGAUAGAUUUUUUUUGUUUUGUUUUUUAAUUUGAAGCAACAUCUUUUUAUUGAUUUUUUUUGUUUUGUAAAAGCAUUAUUUUGAGUCUCAUUUUUUUUGCAUUCAAACACUUUUUUUUCUUUGAUUGAAUGUGUUUUCUUUGACAGAGGUGAAUAUUUUUUUGAUUGAAGAUAUAUUUUUUGAUUGAAGCACACUUUUUAUGAUUGAAUAUUAAAGACACAAAUCUACCUUCAUAGUUUUGUAUUAUUUUGUGAUCCCAAUGCUGUCGUUUUCUGCAUUUGACUCAAUAAAAAUACUCUUAAUACA